AUGGAGCGGGACAUGAAGGCCUGUUCUCCUGUUGAUGAGAUCUACAGCACAAAUUAUAAAAUGGUGAUGACCCUUGGUAGAGGACAUUUCGCAGAAGUCAAACUUGCUUGCCAUAUUCCCACAGUCAACUGUGUUGCUGUUAAAAUCCUUAGAAAGAACAAGGAGAAUGCCUCCUUUAUGGCCAAAACCAGAGACAGCACCUACAUGGUAAUGGAGCUUGCUUCAGAGGGAGAGCUGAGGAUGCACAUCCUUGAAUGGGGCUCUCUACCGGACCAGGAGACCCAACGGUGGUUUAGCCAGAUACUAUGUGCAGUACAGUACUGCCAUAGCAACAGCAUUGUGCACAGGGAUAUAAAGGCCGAAAACAUCCUGGUUGAUGGCAGGGGAAAUGCCAAGUUGAGCAAUUUGGGUCUGGCAGUUAAAGUCCAACCUGGGGAGAGGAUAGUGGAUUUUCAUGGCACUCUGCCCUACUGUGCUCCCAAACUCUUUGGGACAGAGCCAUACGAUGGCUAUCCCAUAGGCAGCUGGAGCCUGGGAGUGCUCCUUUUCAUUAUGGUCUCUGGAGACUUCCCAUUCGGAGCUUCUCCUCCUGCAGAAGUAAGGCGGCAGGUCCUGGCUGCCAACAUCAGCAUUCCUAGUUACAUCUCCCUUGAUAUUUUCACUGUCAUCAUUGAACUGCUGAUCAUUCACCCUGGCAGAAGGCCCACUGCUGACCAAAUCAUGGAGGGAUGGAGAACUUCUGAGCCUGUUUUUCCCACCUUUGACUUCCCACCUGAGCCCCAGGAGGAGGAGGAGGAGGAGGAAAAGAUCUCCAAACAGGGUGGUAGAAGGCAUAGCAUGCCUGCCAUCCUGUGCUGCCAACCCAAGAAGACCCGCCCCCAACACCUAUCCAAUCAGGGUUCUGAUGUGGACGAUUCCCUUCUAAGCAGCAAUCUAGACAUCAGUGAGAAAUUAACAUAUUCCAAGAUGGGGCUCUAUGGCAGCCUGGCUGUAGACAGUCAGCCAUCCUCUCCUCUGAGGCCACACCAGGGUGUGACUGCCAAUCAUACAGAUGAGGGCACAUCCUGCUGCUUGUCCUCAUUGGAAACCAAUAUCUCCUGGGAUGUGUCCCAGGGUGUCACCCCGAGAGGCUCCUUCAUCGGGGAUAUGUCAUCAGAAGUUAACAGCACUGCUGGCCAGCCUCAGAGUGCAACCACAUCUUUCCCUCGAAGCUGUUGCCUGGGCUGGAAGGGUGUGAAGAAGACAAUGAUGAAUUGUCUCAGAUGCCUCUGUUGCUGCCUGCCGCCCGAAGGAGACGCUCCACCUCUGGUAACAACCAGGCUCCAAGGGACCAUGGGGUCAGCCACAGAAGCAGGAACAUCAGAGUCUCUAGACAGUGGUUCCCGGGGCUUUCACCUGUGCAGCCAGGAUGAAAGGAUGUUCCGGCAUGCAGUCCUCACGUCAGCUUUGUCUGACCUCUGUGCAACAGUGUGA
Molecule: messenger RNA, 1473 nt
Organism: Nannospalax galili (Upper Galilee mountains blind mole rat)
Lineage: Eukaryota; Metazoa; Chordata; Mammalia; Rodentia; Spalacidae
Product: sperm motility kinase-like
Exons: 4
Coding region: 1-1473 (490 amino acids)
Biological process (GO): protein phosphorylation; intracellular signal transduction; microtubule cytoskeleton organization
Cellular component (GO): cytoplasm
Molecular function (GO): ATP binding; tau-protein kinase activity; protein serine/threonine kinase activity
Source: RefSeq, a predicted model, not a curated record